Messenger RNA from Mauremys mutica (yellowpond turtle), 3877 nucleotides. RefSeq names its product periostin (gene POSTN). Bases 31 to 2673 code for a protein of 880 amino acids. The transcript has 25 exons. Lineage: Eukaryota; Metazoa; Chordata; Testudines; Geoemydidae. Gene Ontology annotation, molecular function: cell adhesion molecule binding. Gene Ontology annotation, biological process: extracellular matrix organization; cell adhesion. The record is from RefSeq and is a predicted model, not a curated record. Gene Ontology annotation, cellular component: extracellular matrix.
AGACUAGGCAGGAGGAACAGGGGAUUAAGAAUGAAGAUCCUUUUUUUAUCCACCUUCUCCAUUUUUUUGUUGUCUGCUUUUGAUCCAGCAAACUCUUCUGCUCAUUAUGACAAGAUUUUGUCCCAUAGCCGAAUCAGGGCACGUGAGCAGGGUCCAAAUGUCUGUGCUCUUCAGCAAGUUAUGGGCACCAAAAAGAAAUAUUUCAGCACCUGCAGAAACUGGUAUCAGGGAACUAUCUGUGGGAAGAAAGCAACUGUCUUGUAUGAAUGUUGCCCUGGCUACAUGAAGAUGGAUGGAAUGAGAGGUUGUCCGGCAGUUGCUCCUAUUGAUCAUGUUUAUGGUACCCUGGGCAUUGUGGGAGCAACCUCUACUCAACGGUAUUCUGACAUGUCAAAGCUGAGAGAAGAGAUUGAAGGACGAGGAUCAUUCACAUUCUUUUCACCAAGCAAUGAAGCUUGGGAGCUGUUGGAUCGAGAAAUUCAUAGUAAUUUAAUUGACAAUGUAAAUAUUGAACUGUACAAUGCCCUCCACAACCAUAUGGUAAACAAGCGUAUGUUGACAAAGGAUCUUAAGAAUGGCCUGACUCUUGUAUCCAUGUACAAUGAUCAGCAACUGCUUAUUAAUCAUUAUCCUAAUGGGGUUGUUACUGUUAACUGUGCCAGAAUCAUCCACGGCAACCAGAUUGCUACAAACGGUGUCGUUCAUGUCAUUGACCGUGUCCUGACCCCUGUUGGAAAUACCAUUCAAGAGUUUCUUGAAGCUGAGGAUGAUGUCUCAUCUCUUAGAGCUGCUGCCAUUACAUCUGGUGUAUUGGACACACUUGGAAAGCCCGGCCAUUACACACUCUUUGCUCCUACUAAUGAAGCUUUUGAGAAACUUCCACGAGGAAUCUUGGAAAGGAUCAUGGGUGACAAGGUGGCCUCUGAAGCUCUCAUGAAGUUCCAUAUUUUAAACACUCUUCAAUGCUCUGAAGCCAUCAUGGGUGGAGCAGUCUAUGAGACCUUGGAAGGAAGUACAAUUGAAGUAGGUUGUGAUGGUGAAAGCCUGACUGUAAAUGGCGUCAAGAUGACAAACCGCAAAGACAUUGUGACAAGCAAUGGUGUUAUCCACCUUAUUGACCAUGUGCUGAUUCCUAACUCUGCCAAGCAAGUUAUUGAGCUUGCAGGUGACCAGCAGACCACCUUCACAGACCUUUUGGCACAGCUAGGAUUGACUUCUUCUCUAAGGCCAGAGGGACAAUACACUCUGCUGGCUCCUCUGAAUGGUGCUUUCUCGGAUGACACUUUGAGGAUGGACCUACGCCUUCUUAAACUGAUCAUGCAAAACCACAUUUUGAAAGUGAAAAUUGGCCUCAAUGAGCUCUACAAUGGACAGAAGGUGGAGACCUUGGGAGGAAAACGACUCAGAAUCUUUGUAUACCGCACAGCUGUAUGUAUUGAAAAUUCAUGCAUGGUAAGAGGAAGCAAAGAGGGAAGGAAUGGUGUUAUUCACAUUUUCAGACAGAUCAUCAAACCAGCUGAAAAGUCACUGCGUGAAGUGUUGAAGAAUGAUAAGCGCUUUAGCAUAUUCCUUAAUCUGGUGAAAGAUGCCGAUUUAGAUGAUGUUCUAUCACAACCUGGAGAAUGGACUUUGUUUGUCCCAACUAAUGAGGCCUUUAAAGGCUUGACGGAUGAGGAAAAGGAAAUACUGAGAAGCGACAAAAACGCUCUCAGGACUAUUCUUCUGUAUCACCUGACAAAAGGAAUUUACAUUGGAAGCGGUUUUGAACCUGGUGUGACAAACAUUCUCAAAACUAUCCAAGGAAGCAAACUGUUCUUGAAAACAGUAAAUGACACACUUCUGGUGAAUGAAGUGAAAUCAAAAGAAUCUGAUCUCAUGGCAACUAAUGGUGUUAUUCAUGUUAUAGAUAAACUCUUGUAUCCAGUAGAUGUACCUGUUGGAAAUGAUCAGUUACUCACCAUCCUUAAUAAGAUGAUUAAAUACAUUCAGAUUAAGUUUGUUCAUGGCAGCCACUUCCAAGAGAUCCCCCUGACAUUUUUCACAUCUAAAUUUAAAGUGAAGCCAAAUAUUAAAGUGAUUGAAGGCAGCCUCCAGCCCAUCACCAGAAAAGAGGAAAAAACAGGUAGAAAAAUCACGAAAGUAGUUGGUGGUACAACAAUUCGAAAAGUUACUCAAGGCACGAGACUGAUCGAAGGGGGACCAGAAUCAAAAUUGUUUAGAGAAGGCGAGACAAUAACUAAAGUGAUUCAUGGAGAGCCUAUUAUUGAAACAUACACCAAAAUAAUCGAUGGCCAUCCUGUCGAGGUGACUGAAAAAAAAGUGACAGAAGAGAGAAUUAUUCAAGGUCCUGAAAUUCAAUAUACCCGAAUUACUGCGGGUGGUAGAGGAGAUACGGAGGAAAAUUUGAAGAAAUUGCUUGAAGAAGAGGUUACCAAGGUGACCAAAUUCAUUGAAGGGGAUGGUCAUUUACUUGAAGAUGAAGAAAUCAAAAGACUCCUGCAGGGAGCUGGAACUGAGUUCACCAAGGUUACUAAAGUAAUUGAGGGAGAGCCACAGAUUAUCGAGAGAGAAAUCAAGGAAGUCCAUCUGGAAGAUACAGCAGUGAGGAGACCAAAACCACCCAAAAAGGCACAAGGAACACCACGGAGAAGGACAAGGCUAGUUCAGCCUUAAAGAUUUCCAGUGAGAUAGAGUCCAUAGAACUAAAAAUGAAUAGCCUGACCUUUGAGAGGAAAAGAAGUUGUUUUAAAAUAAAAUCAAAAGGAAUGUGUCAUUUGCUAAUCGAGUAUAAACUGAACCAUGAGCCCACACAAAGGGUCUGAUUGUGUAAACAUUCACUACUGGGCUUAGUGCCCACUAGCAUGAGUAGUCUAUUAAAGUAAGGGAGACCUCUCUUGGUAGUAAGCAUUAUUUAGGGUGAAAUGCUGGCUGCACGGAAGUCAAUAGCAAAACUCCCAUUGACUUCAGUGGAGCCAAGAUUUCACCCUAUGCCUGGUAAUAAGUGUUUACAGGAUUGGGCUCAAACUGAGCAGGGAACAUUUCAGAAUGUAAAUUUUAUUAUUUCUUAUAAAUGAGAAAUAUACAUGAAAUUAGAUCAUUUCUAGAAAUAUAUAGUUUAGGUGACUUGAUGAUGGGUAAUCUAGGGAGAGCUCCAUAAACCUAGCACUUUUGGUUCAGUAGUAUCAUGCAUUUUGAUGUCAACUUUUGUCAUGUUUUUAAUGUCAUUAUGACAUAACAACAUUACCUUUUUUAAAUUAACAAUUAUACCAUAUAUUAAAUGUAUCAUCUAGUUCUGCAUUACAUAUUCAAACAUUUCCUGGUAAUAUGGCUAAAGAAUGUUCUAAAAAAUAUCACAAAUGAAUUUACUAAAAUUUAUUUGGUGUAGGAUGGUGCUGGCUACAUUUUCAUCUAUUAAUAAAAAUAAUUCCUAUUGUAGGACUCCUAUAGAAAACACAAAACUUAAGAUACUAAAGGGAAAACAUUUUAAAUAAGAAUGAGCCCUUGAAUUGUUAAAUCAUAAGGGCUAAAUAAAAUGCAUGCAAACUGUUACCUCUGCAUGAAAACAAGCAUAACAAUAAUUGGGGCUUGAUAUGAAAGCUUUUAUAUCAAAACAUGCUUUGCUAAUGUCUGGUACUAAUGUGGAUUUGUUUGUAAAUUAUGUCAUUUUUAUAACUCUAGUUUUGUACUCAUAAAAUGUUUGUCAUUUGCCUUUUGCAAUAUUUUAAUGUCAAAUGUUGGAAUGCAACUAUUUGAGAGGAAAGAAAAAAUAUUUCUUCAAGGUGCCUUAAUUCUGCAGAACCAAGGUUGAAGAGGAGUCAUUAGAUGUGCUAUUAUUCUUCUGUUUUGAAACAAAUACUCAUUAAAAAAACUGGCUGAA